Messenger RNA from Pterocles gutturalis (yellow-throated sandgrouse), 951 nucleotides. It is a transcript of the gene ZDHHC1, whose product is annotated as zinc finger, DHHC-type containing 1. The annotation marks the transcript as partial. NCBI's taxonomy places the organism in Eukaryota, Metazoa, Chordata, Aves, Pterocliformes, Pteroclidae. Gene Ontology annotation, cellular component: endoplasmic reticulum; Golgi apparatus. The record is from RefSeq and is a predicted model, not a curated record. Gene Ontology annotation, biological process: peptidyl-L-cysteine S-palmitoylation; protein targeting to membrane. Gene Ontology annotation, molecular function: protein-cysteine S-palmitoyltransferase activity. The transcript is spliced from 6 exons.
AUGAACAUCUGCAACAAACCUCCUAAUAAGACAGCUCCAGAGAACCUGGGCGAAGCUGCUCCUGAGGUGCAGGUCCAAUGCUCUCGGAGGAACGGCUGGAGCUGGCCUCUGCACUAUUUCCAGCUUAUUGCCUGGUUGCUGUAUCUCUUCUUUGCGCUGGUUGGCUUUGGAAUCCUGGUUCCUCUCCUGCCCCGCCACUGGCUGAUCGCUGGCUAUAUCUGUCCAGGAGUGUGUUUUAUCUACCAUUUAGUUGUUCAUCUUACUGCAGUCUCCAUUGAUCCCGCGGAUGCAAACAUACAAGAAAAAAACUAUCUAGGGCCUCUGGGCACCUUCAACCGUACUCAGCAUGCACAUGUCAUUGAAAACCAUCAUUGCCAUGUCUGUGAUGUGGAUGUGAGUGCCAAGACAAAGCACUGUGGAACUUGCAACAAGUGUGUGUGUGGCUUUGAUCACCACUGCAAAUGGCUCAACAACUGUGUGGGAGAGAGGAAUUACUGGUUCUUUUUGAAUAGCGUGCUGUCUGCCAUUCUGGGUCUUGGGCUUCUGCUGCUCAUCGCUUGCUACGUCUUUGUGGAGUUCUUCGCUGACCCCAUGAACCUUCGCUCCGACCAGCACUUUGAUGCUCUCAAGAACCACACAGACCUCUGGUUUGUGUUUCUUCCUGCAGCUCCUGUUGAGACUCGGGCAUCUGCCAUUUUGGUCAUGGCUGGGAUUUUUGUUCUUCUGAGCCUAAUGACCGUGAUCCUGCUGGGCCACCUCUUCAUCUUUCACAUCUAUCUUAUGUGGAACAAAUUGACUACAUACGAGUACAUCCUGCAGCAGCGUCCCCAGCAAGAGGCGGAAGAGGCAGACAAGCAGCUGGAGUCUUGUCCCUCCCAGGUGAGACCCUGGCAGCUAUCUGCUGUACUUUCAGUCCAUUUCUCAAAAGCAGCCUCGCUUGUCCACAGUGGA